Molecule: messenger RNA, 2553 nt
Organism: Bathycoccus prasinos
Lineage: Eukaryota; Viridiplantae; Chlorophyta; Mamiellophyceae; Mamiellales; Bathycoccaceae
Exons: 1
Coding region: 1-2553 (850 amino acids)
Biological process (GO): negative regulation of transcription elongation by RNA polymerase II
Cellular component (GO): NELF complex; nucleus
Molecular function (GO): RNA binding
Source: RefSeq, a predicted model, not a curated record
AUGACUUUCGAAGAAGGAGACAACGAGAAAGAAGAGGAUAACGAUGAGAACAUCAACAAAGAGAAGCGACGACUUUAUCUGGAGCAGAUUCUUUCGCAGAAAGAUUUCGUCAUGGACGCGUCGGUUAUUGAAACCUUGAGAGAGUACGUGCACCCAACGUUGUCCGGCGGGGAACCGAACAGGGCGGUGGAAUUGCUCGGAGGCAAUUACCGAGGGUACGCGCAAAUGACGAGUUUAGUGUGCGAUUGGCUGAAAAUUACGAGACCACCGAGAGUGAGCGCGACGACGAGCCCGGGACCGAAAGUCAGCUUUGCAAAGUUUGGCAACGCAGGCGGCGAGAAGGAGGAGGAGAACGAAGGGAAAAUGGGACUGAAUGAGAAGCGAAACGAAGGGCAGGACGGGGGAGGCGUCCGGGGAGCGAAAGGAACGAACGAACAGACGCCGACGGGAGGAGUGAAUAAUAAUCCCUCGUUACUAUUGAGCGCGGAUGGUGAGAAAGGUGCGGUGAUGCGAGACGGGACGAAGACCGCGGCGGAUUUAAAAGUAGUCGGCGCCGGGACGACCGCGGCGGCGCACCACCACCACCACCACCACGCGAUGAUGUUCAAUAACGAAGUAGGUUUAGCAGACGGAACCAUGGACGAAAUUGGUUUGUUAGAGCGGUUGAUCGAACGCACUUUUGACGCGUCGAAAGCGGACGCGGUGUUUGAUAAGUUUAAAGGGAAACCGCCGGCAUGGUUGGAGAAGAUUUUUCGAUCGGAAAGAGGGAGAGCGUUGUUGUUUAAAUUGGCAGAUAGGCACCAGAAUUGUUUGUUGAUCGAUUUAGCGAUUCAACACGCGUGGAGAGCGGGGUUGAGAAGAGAAGUGCGAGCGUUAGGGUCGGCGGCGAGCGCGUAUUUUGGGGUCUUUCACGAGUUGAUGGCGGACCAUUUUACGAGCUUGUGCGAGAACGUGUUGGCGGCGGCUUCGUCGAAGAGUAGUGUUAAUAAUAAUACCGCGCCGGGCGAGUUAGAGGAAAAGAUUAGAAAAGACACGAUCGCGAUCACGGAUAUGUGCACGAGAACGGUCGGAGCGUACAUGUUUGCGCAGAUUUUGCUUUCGGAUAUCAUCAACGGCGAUGAAUUUUCUUCCUCCAAAUCUUCGUUCAACUCAGUCAUCCAAGACGUCGCGAAACGGUUCUCUCAAGAUUUAGAAAUAGCUGCAGCGGAGAAACACGGUGCAGCGGCGGUGAGGAGGAUAGCUACGGCGUUGAGUGUGACGAGUGAGGAUGCGGACGUCGCUUCGGCGAUUUCGGAUUUGUUACAAGCAGCCGGGAAACCGAUCGGUGGUCUCGCGUUAGGUUCGUCCUCGUUCGCGAGUCGCAAAAGGUUGCGCAGUGGUGUUGGGAGUAGUGAUAGUGGCGGUUUCAACGUCGGUGCAGGCGGUGGUUCAGCGGUCUUAGCUGCCGCGGUGGCGGCUUCGGCGGGUGGCGGGCACGGCAAACGCGCGCUCGCCACGUGGGACUUGAAGAAGAUUUUAGGAAAAUACAAAGCAGGAGAAAAUGACAAAGAGAACGACAACGGAGGACGUCAGAAACCGUCGGCGGCACCGUUGCGUCGUCCAGAUGCGUUGCGCGCACUUUUUGAGGAAGCAUUUCAGUACGAAGCUAACCUCCAUCAACUCGUGACUGCGUUGACGUCGGGCGAAUCGGAGAAUUCUCCCAAAGCUUUGUGCGUGGAGAUUUUAGCGCUCGCGACGGCGAACGAUUGCUACGUGCAAGAAGACGUCAACGCCUCGCGCAAGGAUUUACUUUCGGCUCUACAAAUAUGCAAUCAAGCGUCGAAAACGUUCGAUAAUUCUACCACUUUGACCAACGACGACAGGAAAAAUGGAUCCGGGGUGAACGAAAAGUUGUCGCCGAGCGAGUUUCUCGAAAAGUGCGCUGAACUCAAAACACUUUCAUCGUCGCUCCCUGCCACAGCUGCCGUCCUCACAUGGAUCGAAUCUGCCAUUCGACGCGACCCAGAAAAGUCACACAAAGUUGCGUUUGCUUUGCUCGAGACGUGCGUCCAAUCACAACCGACGUUGCGUUUGCGCGCUUUAGAGUGUGUCUCGACGGCGAUUGAAGUCGCCGGCCGCGGCUGCGGCGACGACAUCCCUAAAGCCGCUAUCGACGUCAUCUUAUCGUUAUUUGAAGACGAGAAAAUAAGCUCUUUGGAAAACUACGAGGAAUUUAUCACCGACGCGCUCGACGAGUGCGUCGAAGUCUGGACGCCGAACCGCAUCGAUCAAUCUCACGUGAAACGCUUCCUCUCUGAGUUUCUCGAGUUCGCGCAGCCGCCGUACAGUCGAGCAUUCGCCGUGCGCGUGUUAUCCUGCCUCAACGCCUGUCGCGCUAAAAAAGGAUUUUCGCAAAGCAUAGACGUGUUUUUAGAGGAAGUGCGAGUGAAGAAAAGAGAGUUCAGGCCGAGUUUAGGCCGAGAAGCGAUGGACAUGUUGGAAGCGGCGUGCGCGGGUGCGGAUAUAAACAACAACAACGGCCCCGGAAAAGUCAGAAGAGGCGUGACUUUUUAA